Caenorhabditis remanei is the source of this 870-nucleotide messenger RNA. RefSeq lists its product as uncharacterized. Bases 1 to 870 code for a protein of 289 amino acids. The transcript has 6 exons. NCBI's taxonomy places the organism in Eukaryota, Metazoa, Nematoda, Chromadorea, Rhabditida, Rhabditidae. The record is from RefSeq and is a predicted model, not a curated record. Gene Ontology annotation, cellular component: membrane. Gene Ontology annotation, molecular function: G protein-coupled peptide receptor activity.
AUGAUGACGUCAUCAACAAAUGUUCUACUGAUCGGGAUUGGGGUUCAUGAUUUGAGUGUGAUGUUAUCAGUAUUAGCUCCUAUGGUCGACAGAGCAGAUAUAAAUGGAUGUGAUCUACCCCCGUCUGAACUUCGUGUCUAUAUUGAACUAUUUUCUUAUAGUAUCACCGAUCUUUCAAGAAGGUGUUCUUUAUGGUUGGGUGUUUCUUUGGCACUAGUCAGGCCCGCAAAGUUAGGUCUAAUCCGAUUUGGUUGGUACAUUAUUAUUAUCUUAACUCUUAUCAGUUUUUUAUUCACAGUUCCCUUCCAUUUCCGUCUUACCGUGGUAGACUUCGCAGAUUGGCAUCCAAAACCAGAAUGUGGUUUCCCAGAAAACUUCACUGUCCGUGAAUAUGGUUAUCUUCAACGCCCUAUUUACUAUGAGAACAAUGAACUGGUACUAAAGUUGAAUUUUCUGUUGAAUGCAAUAUUUUCCAAAAUUCUACCAUGUAUUCUUUUCAUUUUCCUUGGAUUCUUUCUGGGGAAAGAGUUGAAAUAUGUCAAGGAAUCGAGGAAAAGUAUAGUCGAAGUCAAUGUAUCCAAAAAGAGACCAAGAACUACUAAGCUAGUGAUUUACAUGACUAUAAGUUAUUUGUUGGCGGAAUUCCCGGCAGGAAUCAUAAUAAUUCUACAGUAUGUCCUAGUAGAGACACCUGGAUUUUUAGUCCUUCUGAGCAGUCUGGCAUUACUAUUUAAUUUUCUGAAUACCUUGAAUGCUACUGUUCAUUGCUUUAUUUGUUUCACAAUGUCAAUUCAUUAUAGGAAUACUGUUAAAAGGAUUUUGUAUUGUAAUAGUGGAGAUUCGCCCGUUCAGAAGGAGUUGAAGGCUUGA